CCUAAAUCCUCACCCGAGCUCGACUAACUGCAACACGAUGAACAUUUUCACUGUUCAUACUACAACAGCUUCUUUACGUUGUCAGCCUCCUUGAUGGGUUUUAUUCGCGACCAAGUCUGUUUCCCGAUGACUGGCCCAUGCGUGCCUAAAAUUGAAAUCAGAACAUGUUGCGCCGUCCUUUACCCCCAAGAGGACCCUUGAACAAGUCCGCCCCGUUCAUCCUUUCUACCUUCUCAUCAGUAUCGGGCCGUCGCCACGCCUCGCAGCAAAUUAAGGUACAUGUUCCAGUCCCAGAGAAACUGAUGAAACUGGCAAAACCUGAGCGAGCGCCCGACUCGCUGGGUCAAUACUUUUCCGACCUCGAACGUGACCGGAGCCGCAAUUGGGUAUCUCGUCCUCCAGAAGGGUUUAACAAUGUGGCCAUAUCCGAUAAAGACCUCAAGCUUGAUGCGACUCGAGUUUAUCAAAUCUACUGUGCCUACCGUAAAGCCGAGCUUCAGAACGUAAAGAAUCGAUUGUCUAUCACUUGGAAGCGCCAGUUUGUUAAAGAUCAUCACAUUGCACUGUCAUUGCUGUACGAUAUUGCACUCCACAUGCUCCGGACGCCUAGAUCGCCGGCCGACGGGGGAGCUGAAGACUGGAACUACGCCACCCGUCUCAUGCAAACGGCAGCUGAACUUGGCCACCGGCCCGCCGUUCUUGAACUAGUCCGAAGGAUUAUCACGACUCGCUCAGACGCCGCGGCCCUGAGCCGAGAGUUCCCUGAGCUUUACACCAGUUUCCGUCGCAUUGUGGCUGAAGGCCGCGACCCCGAUGCCCAAACUCUGCAGGGCCUGCUCCAUGCGAAGCAGGGCGAUGAGACACGGGCGCUGGCGUGCCUGCAAAAAGCCAAGGAUCUCGGGGCAGGCAAACCCUUCUUCUUCAAACCACUUUGUCUUGCUCGGAUGGGUACGAUCCUGGAGAAGCAGGGCAAGCGGGAGCUGGCGGAAUCAGAAUACGCCGAACUAGCCCGGGAAAACGACGGGCUUGGAUUCUACCAUCUUGGCCUGCUCUAUAAGACCGACCCGAUCGCCAAGUGGCUCUUGCAAAAGGCGGCCUCCUCGGGAUUAUCACAGGCAAUGAGGGAACUGGGGAAGAUGGAGUUGGAGGAUUACAAGAAGGCGACGGAGGAUGGGGAUCAAGCCGCAGCACAAAGACAUAUUGCAGAUUCCCAGGAAUGGCACCGCUUGGCCAAAGUCUGGGGGUCUACGAGUCCUCCGACACAUGAGACAUAUUGAAAUAAUUAGAUGCGGCGUCAUAUGCAUUUGGCCGACAAGGCUUGUCACCUCACGCAUCAUCAUGUACGAAUUUAGGGUUAUUGCAACAGACAUCCAUACCAGAUCUCGUCCCAACUUUGCGGACAUGUGAGGUAUUCUGAUUCAAUACAACUUGUAUACCUACAUAUAUG
Molecule: messenger RNA, 1447 nt
Organism: Sodiomyces alkalinus F11
Lineage: Eukaryota; Fungi; Ascomycota; Sordariomycetes; Glomerellales; Plectosphaerellaceae
Exons: 2
Coding region: 165-1277 (370 amino acids)
Molecular function (GO): protein binding
Source: RefSeq, a predicted model, not a curated record